CAAAAUGGAUGCGGACAUGGACGGUACGAAUUCCUUUAUCUUUUACCAUGCCUCCUACCACUCGUAGUUCCGCAGAUGACCUUGACGCUUCCUUGAUCUCACAAUCCUUAAACCCCGAUGGGACCCCCAAACGUCCCAUGAAUGCUUUCAUGAUCUUUGCACGCAGAAGGCGACCUCAAAUAUCAGCAGAGAAUCAGUCUAUGCGCACUGGUGACAUAAGUAAGAUACUUAGUCGAGAGUGGAACUCGAUGGACCCGUCAGAAAAGCAAUUUUACUUGGACCAAGCCAAACAAUUGAAGGACAACUUUAACCAGAAGUACCCGGACUAUGUUUACAGACGCAGACCCAACAAUAGUAGGAGACGUAGGAAGACGGAUGCGGCUAUCGGACCUUCGUCGGAGUUGCAUUCUACCGCCGACGAUUGCAUCCCAGAUGGCCAAGAUCCUUCGUCCGUUGACACGGAUGAACCCCCAUACGGCGUUCAAGACAACUGUUACUCGACCGUUACAGCUGAGGCACCUAGUGAUCGUUACGUGGCACCUCGUACCAGGGAAUCCACCCAUCCUCCUGGCGAUGCACUAGUUUAUCGGCCACCAAGUGACAUACCCUAUCACCCCUCUCACCACGGGCGAUCUUCCGAUGUUGCCUUGCGAUUUCCUAUGCAGGCUCCUGCUGGCGCGCUGGAAUCGACACCUCUCUACCAGCCCUACCCACCACCUCAAAUACACCCACCGUACUUUUCUGGACCAAGUGGCGAGGGUGAGGGUUGGCCAUCAUCCUCUAGAGGGGAAUCGGCGCGCAUCCAUGUUCAAAACUGGCCGAGUGGUCGGGGACCCGUGCACUCCGGAGAGGACGGCCGCCAUGGAUACGAGCAACAAGUGCCCUCUCACCAGUGGGUAGGUGCAGGACAAUCCGAGUCCAGUGGACCACCCAGAGUCCAUCCAUCCUAUAACUUGCCAACACUCACCUCCGCACUCCUCCCGGUACAACGCAGUUCGCAGGGCAAUUAUUCCUCUCUUGUACCUUCACAACCCAUGGUUGCUGGUCAACAGUACCCCGCUGCCCCCGCAAUGCAAGGCAUUUCCCUGCAAGGUAGACCAGGCGACAGCUACGACUCCAUGGGUUAUCCUUCCCAACCUGCUCCACAGUCAAACUAUGUUUCAGUCCCCUCCUCAGCCAGCGGUCCCUAUCAGUCCGUCAGGAACGUCGUGUCCUCCUCACAACCUUUGACUAGUCAGUCUCGUGUACAUCCAUCUUCUGCCUCUGGCUCAGGGUUGGAUACCCCGCAACAGCAACACAGAUAUUGACCAAAGGGAGACUGCAGACGGCUAAAAAAUCUUCAUGGACUCUACACGCCUUUCAUUUCCACCGACCACAUUCUUUGUGAGAAUGCCAAGCUUUUCGCAUGCUAUCGCUGUUAGCACUUUCCCCUCACUAUUGCAUCCUGCAAUGUAUACUAUUGUCAAGUAUGUUCGACUGGUAUAUGGAUUAUGCAUGGGCUAUGCCUUAUCACUGCUAAUGAUCUGUUCUGUGGUAAUUGUGUAAUGUGUUCCUGGUACGCUGUGAGUUCUGAAGAUCUGAAGGCUGUCAUUUUUGUUUGGCAUCUGGGAAACAGCUACGCGACGCGGCUGUUGACAACUCUUUCGCACUUGAGCAAGCCCUCUCAUUGGCCA
Pisolithus orientalis is the source of this 1673-nucleotide messenger RNA. RefSeq lists its product as uncharacterized. NCBI's taxonomy places the organism in Eukaryota, Fungi, Basidiomycota, Agaricomycetes, Boletales, Pisolithaceae. The record is from RefSeq and is a predicted model, not a curated record. Gene Ontology annotation, biological process: regulation of DNA-templated transcription; anatomical structure morphogenesis; cell differentiation. Gene Ontology annotation, molecular function: DNA-binding transcription factor activity, RNA polymerase II-specific; RNA polymerase II cis-regulatory region sequence-specific DNA binding. The coding region runs from base 9 to 1307 and encodes 432 amino acids. The transcript is spliced from 2 exons.